Molecule: messenger RNA, 1170 nt
Organism: Ostrinia furnacalis (Asian corn borer)
Lineage: Eukaryota; Metazoa; Arthropoda; Insecta; Lepidoptera; Crambidae
Product: lysine-rich arabinogalactan protein 19-like
Exons: 9
Coding region: 125-1081 (318 amino acids)
Biological process (GO): positive regulation of gene expression; regulation of transcription by RNA polymerase II
Cellular component (GO): mediator complex; nucleus; core mediator complex
Molecular function (GO): transcription coregulator activity
Source: RefSeq, a predicted model, not a curated record
CAGUAGUUAUCAGCUGAAUUAUUCGGCUAAAAUGCCCUGGCACGGGCAUACGUAGUCGUCGGUCCGCCAUUACGACGCAGCCGAGACACGUUCGUCGUAUUUAGUUAAAUAUUUUGGUUUAUAAAUGAGUAAUAACGCUCAUGAUCUAAGUAAUCGACUUCUGAAUGCGUUGGAUAACAAUUACAAUGUUGUCGACAUGCAGGCCGUCAAUGAAAUCAUUUCCAUUUUGGAGAAAUUCAAUAUCACAAAAGAGUUGCUGGAGACCACCAGACUCGGCAAGCAUGUGAACGAGUUAAGACGGAAGACCACAGACCCGACGCUCGCGCGCCGCGCCAAGGUGUUGGUGAAGCGCUGGCGAGACCUUGUCAUCCCAACCGUUGCUUCGCCGGGACACACUGGUUCGAACCGGUCGUCGGCGGAGCGACAGAUGCGCCGCCUUGGGGGCACACCGCUCACCUCGCCCGCGCUGUCCAGGGUGGUGAGCCCGGCAGUCAAUAGUCCCCGACCGCCGUCGCGUCCGGCAUGGGGCGGCUACGAGUCGGACUCGCAGGACGUCAUCCUGGUGGACGACGACCCGCCGCCCGCGCCUCUUCUGGCCCCGCCCACUUCACUCGCCCCGCCCACUACGCCGCACAAGCCGUUAACGCCACCUGUAAAAAGGCCGACUUCUCCCGUGGGAUUGCACGACGAGAAGAAAGCAAAACGGGACAAAAAACCUAAGAGAAGAAGGGGCCACAGCCGAGCGGGCUCCGGCACAGAAGCGCCGGGGGCCCCGCCUGCCCCCGCGCCGCCCAGCCCCGCCCCCGCUGCGUCUGCCCCGGGGGGGCCCUGGGGCGCGCGCAACGGGGCGUCCGAGCGUCGUCGCAACGGGUACAGACGAGACAAGCUCGACCCGUACGCGGCGCUCGUCAACAAGCUUCCGCCGGCUGGGGCUAAGAAGGUUAGUAUUUUAUUGAGUUUUUAUUUCAAUAAAGCCCCCGGGGGGCAACGGGGCGUCCGAGCGCCGCCGCAACGGGUACAGACGAGACAAGCUGGACCCGUACGCGGCGCUCGUCAACAAGCUGCCGCCGGCUGGGGCUAAGAAGGUGAAAACAACUAAAGAGUUGUUAGAAGAGAUCCAGUCGCGCGGCGCCUCAGCGCCCGCGCCCGCCGCGCCGCCCGAGUCCGUUG